CAAGCAGUGACCGACCAAUAGCGGCUGCCGCUGCGGCGUGCUCUGGUAGGCGCGGCUCUCCAGUGCCGACACAGCUGCGCCGGCGACGGGUCCGCUUCAGCUGGAGGCAUCGCAGCAAGCCAUCUCACUCGUGCGCCUCACUUACAGUUUGCCAUGUGUCUACUGGUGUCAAUCUUGUUGCUGGCAGCAUCCGUAGAACCCACCACUUGGGACGGCAUCACGCCCUGGUUCUCAGAUUCCAGCUGCGAGUGCAACGGUUUCUCGCGGCGGUGCUUCUUCGACGCGGCGCUGGAGCGCGCCACGGGCAGGGCGGCGCACUGCCUCGACUGCCAGGGCGACCGCGAGGGUCCCGCCUGCGAGCGCUGCCGGCACGGCUUCUGGGCCCCGGGACCGCGCGCCGCCUGCAGGCCGUGCCUCUGCCACCCGCUAGGGUCAAAGAGUCAGCAGUGCAAUAGUCAGGGACAGUGUAUAUGCAAGCCUGGAGUAACUGGUAACAAAUGUGAUAAAUGCAAAGACAAUUAUUAUGACCUCUCAAAUGAAGGAUGCAAGCCAUGCAUUUGUAAUGAAGCUGGGAGUGUUGCUAAUAAGUCUACAUGUGACCCAGUCACAGGUUUGUGUAACUGCAAAGAAAACGUUGAGGGAGAUAAAUGUCACAGGUGUAAAUAUGGAUAUUUCAAUCUUGAUGAAAAGAAUAUAUUUGGCUGCACACCUUGUUUUUGUCAUGGUCAUUCAAUGGACUGUGAAAGUGCUGGAGGAUAUUCAAAAUCAGUCAUCAAAAGCACUUUUGAAUAUGAUGCAGAAGGCUGGAAAGCAGAGGAUCAUGAUGGGUUUCCUGUAAAGAUAAAAUAUGAUGCAGACAUCCAAGCUAUAGGAAUAAAUGCUUCACAGGGUGAACCUGUAACAUUCAUAGCCCCAGACAGAUUUUUAGGUGACCAGCGAGCAAGCUACAACCAGCUGUUUUCUUUCAAGCUAUGGUUAUUGGAAGAUGGCAAAGACAUGACAUUUGGCGAAAUAAUUAUUGAAGGCGCUGGAAAUAUUCUUAAACAGGUUAUCUAUGGAAACUCAAUUCCUACGACAGCAGCACCUAAGCAGUAUCAAACAUUUCGUCUUCAUGAACAUCGUGUGUAUGAAUGGCUGCCUCAUUUAUCCUCUCAUGAAUUUAUUCACAUUUUAUCCAAUAUAUCAUCUUUCCAGAUCAAGGGAACUAGCAGCACUAAAGGCACAAUAUUUCUGGACGAUGUGGAACUUGGAACAGCUGUUCAUGGAAUGGGAGACAUCACAGCCAAAUGGGUAGAAACGUGUGUAUGUCCAAAUGCUUACACUGGUCAGUUUUGUGAAUCAUGUGCCCUUGGCUUUUACUGGGAAACAAAUAAUGAGCAUGCGACUGUGUGUGUGCCUUGCAGCUGCAAUGGACAUGCAGAAAUGUGUGAUGAGAAUACUGGACAAUGUAACUGCCAGAACAAUACAGCUGGUCAUAAUUGUGAGUUAUGUGCAAAAGGAUUUUAUGGAAAUGCUUUACAAGGGUCAGCAUUUGAUUGCAUGCCAUGUCCUUGUCCAAAUGGUGGACCCUGUCUUUACAAUGGAAGCAAUAUUGUUUGCCUGGAAUGUCCAGUUGGUUAUACAGGACCUCGCUGUAAUAUCUGUGAAGAUGGGUAUUAUGGAGAUCCUGAUGGCAUUAAUGGACCUGUCAUACCGUGUCAGCCUUGUGAGUGCAAUGGUAACAUUGAUUUCAAUGAUACUGGGAACUGUAAUGCUACUACAGGAGUAUGCCUGAAAUGCAUUUUCAAUACAGAAGGAGAACAGUGUGAAAAAUGCUCACAAGGUUUUUAUGGUAAUGCCAUAUCUUCCAUCAAAGGAAACUGCACACCAUGCCAUUGUAAUAAACUAGGUACUUUACAAAGUCUUACUGAUGAUACCAUAUGUGAUCACUUAACAGGACAGUGCCCAUGUAAACCACAUGUUAUAGGAAGAGACUGUGAUACCUGUGAAGAUGGUUAUUUUAAUAUUAACAGUAGUAAGGUUUGUGAGGCCUGCAAAUGUGAUCCCACAGGUUCUGUCAGUCAAAUAUGUGAUAAAGAUAGUGGACAAUGUACUUGCAGAGAAGGGGUUACAGGCAAACAGUGUGAUGCAUGUGAAAUACACACUUACAAGUUUUCAGAGAAUGGAUGUAAGAAAUGUGAAUGUAAUCCUCUUGGGUCAUCUAGUCCACUGUGUGAUAAUUUGGGGCAAUGCUCAUGCCUUGAGGACGUUGAAGGUCUUAAAUGUGAUCGCUGCAAGGAGAAUAUGUACGAUUUGAAAAAUGGCUGCUUGGAGUGCCCCCAGUGUUACAGUCUGGUUGAAUCUAAUGUGGGUUCCUUACGUCAGUCUCUGCAAAAUCUCACAGAGAAUCUAAAUGAGUAUGAAAAGAAUUCACAUUCAGAUAUGAGUGAUCAGUUUGAGACACAGCUCUUGGUUACAAAUAUUUCAUUGGACAUCUUCCAGAAGUAUGCAAUGGGAACCCUGAAAGGUGGAGAGGUUGGUCUGAAACAAAAAAUAAAUGAACUUCAGCAAGACCUUGAUGCUACAGACUUUCUGAAAUCAGUUACCAAAAGUGGUACAGAGAAUAUCAUCAACACAAUACAGCAGUGUGUUUCAAACAUAACUCAUGCAGAGGAAAUUAUUCAAGCUGUACUGAAAAUAUUAGAGAACAAUACAGAUUAUCUGGAUGUAAUUGGUUCAAUCUCUCUGAAUGCAGCUCAGACAUUAUCAGCUGCUCUGAAUCAUCAAAAUUACCGAAUUUUUCAUAUCACUAAAGAAGCAAAAGCAAUAGUUGCCAGACAGGAUGAAGAUUUACAGUUCAUCAUGGACACAGCAUCAGCAUGUGUGAAAGUAGCAUCUGAAGUUAACAGAAUGCCCACUGAAGCUAUAAAUAACCAGUAUGCAUUAAGCAAUGAGAAUGAAAAGCUGAAAGCUGAAACUGAAGUAGCAGUCAGUAAAAUGGAAUUAACAAAAGCUGUAACAGAUGAUUCAGUUGAUAAAGUAAAUGAUGCAUAUAGCACAGCUCUUAAUAAUCAUAUUGAGAUAUCGAGUCUUAAUUUUCCAGAAAUGGAUCUGGUAAAAAUACAGUUAGAUGCUACAACAACAGUUGCACAUGCUUCAGCAAUCAUUAGUGUUGCUAUGGAAAUGUGGGAUGAAAACAGAGAAUUAUAUAAUAGCACAGCUGAAAAUAUUUCAAAAUCAAAUAAUUUGCUGAAACUUGUGGCUGGAAAGCAAACAUUGGUUAACAGUAUAUAUGAAGAAAUACAGGAAAUUAAUGCCAAUGUUGAUAGUACUAUUGAACUAGCAUCUUCAACAUACAAAGAAGUUGCUGAUGCACACAAAAAUAUUCAAGUUUUUGACAAGAAUGUGCAACAUCACAAGAAAUUAGCUCAUUCUGCAGUACUGAAGAUCCCAAAAAUAAAGCAUACAAUCUUAAAUUCACAGAAGAUGACCACCAACAUCAAGAAUCAUAUAGAAGAAUCUGAACUGCAGACUAAUUAUGCUUUAAAAAUGGCCCAUGAUAUUCAGCACACACAUUCAACAAAAAUUUCAGAGGGAAUUGCAAAAAUUAAUCGAGAAUCGGGUGCUGCCAAAGUGGAAGCAAUAAGACUUUUUGAUGAAGCUUAUGCCUUUUCCAGCCGUGUACGAGCAACUAAAGCUGAUUUAACUGCUAUUGAAUAUGCUGGAAACUCAAACAGAAAUAAGAUUGUGCAGGUGAAAGGUGACAUAGAUCAGAUGAGAUACGAUCAGGUGGAAACAUUAAAAGUAGCACAGUGGUCUCUGCAACAGAUAAGAUCUAUCACUGAAGAAAUGACUAAGUUUUCUGAAUUAGAUAUUUCUACAAUAGAAAUCCUGGAGAGAAAGUUUGUGAUGGCAGAAAAUGAAUUACUAAACAUCAGAUUAGAUGAGAGGAUCAGAGCUCUUAGAGAAGCCAGGCAUGAGCAGAUGCAAUGGAUUCAUUAUUACGAAGAUGAAAUUAUAAAACUCAGGGCUGAAGUAGCACAUACAGAACAAGUUGCUAAUGCUCUGCCUAAGGCUUGUGGCUCUCGCCUGCAGCUAGAACCAUAACAGAAAAUACCACAAGAAGGUCUACACAAAAAAGUAGUAAAAUGAGAUGGUGGUAGCUGAACAGUUCCUCAUGAAACCUGAAAGCUAAUACAGACACCACAUUAAUGUUUUCCAGGAUAACUAAACUGUCUUAUUUAUGAUUAGUGUCAGUAGCAUAUAAUAAUAUUGUAUCAAUUGUACCUACUUGCAUUUGCAGUUGUGUGACAGCCAUAUUUCUAGAGAAACACUGUGAACAACACUAAUAUGAUAGUUGUGAGCCAACCACGGUGAGAUUCAAAUGUUUAACAGUUGCUGUAAUACUAAUCAAAAUAGCUCUGAAACUUCAGCUAAACACUGAAUAUAGAUUUUGUUUUAUA
Schistocerca cancellata (South American locust) is the source of this 4442-nucleotide messenger RNA. RefSeq names its product laminin subunit gamma-1-like. The transcript is spliced from 23 exons. Lineage: Eukaryota; Metazoa; Arthropoda; Insecta; Orthoptera; Acrididae. The record is from RefSeq and is a predicted model, not a curated record. The coding region runs from base 154 to 4086 and encodes 1310 amino acids.